AUGCCGUGGCUGCAGGAGGCAGCGCUGGCGGGCCUGCCCCGCUCCGGGACGGCGGCGCAGCCCCUGCUGCGCUGGCGCGCACGCGGUCGACCUCCCCGUGCCCCACGACCUGGAACUCCAGCGCUGGCGGCGGCGGGGAACCAGAGCAUCCCCGAGUUGGCCGCGCCAGAGCUGGGCCGCUGUCUCUGGCCGUCGGCGACUGUCUUUCCCCGCGCUGUUGCUGCGAGGCCCGGGUCGGAGCCCACGGACAUCGAGGGAGAAGGAGGCGCGCUCGGGGGCUUGGCCCCGGCGCUGGCUGCGCCUUGCCAGGCAGAGGUUGGCACUUUCUGCAGCAGCGAGAACCUGUACCGCCUGGACGCGCGCGCCCCGCCCCACCCCUACGGCGCCGCACAACCACCACUGUGGGCUGCUGUUGGCCGUUCAGGAUCGUCUACGCACAAAGGUGACCCUCCGCCAGAGUGA
This is a messenger RNA of Prorocentrum cordatum, 462 nucleotides long. The record is from the annotation of a GenBank genome assembly. NCBI's taxonomy places the organism in Eukaryota, Dinophyceae, Prorocentrales, Prorocentraceae.